AUGACAUACAUUGCUCCUUCUGCCGGCGCGCAGGACAAGGACCAGAUCCCUCGUCCAGAGACCAUGGCCGCCCCCAUCACCGGCACAGGCUCGAGCCUCUUCCAGCCCACUGGAUUCAGGACUGAGCACCGGACAGAUGACAAGGUGGGAAGGUACCAUCCCAGCCGUGCCCGGUCCGACAACCCAAGGACAGUGGAGACCAUGAGCCAUGACCAUCCAUUAGUGGAAACUCUGUUGAGUUCGCCUCUGUGA
Penicillium oxalicum is the source of this 252-nucleotide messenger RNA. RefSeq lists its product as uncharacterized. The transcript has a single exon. The record is from RefSeq and is a predicted model, not a curated record. Lineage: Eukaryota; Fungi; Ascomycota; Eurotiomycetes; Eurotiales; Aspergillaceae. The coding region runs from base 1 to 252 and encodes 83 amino acids.